CCUUCUAUGGUUCGAAAACAAAGACAGUUGCUCCAUCUAACUUCCAAUAGCACUCCCCGUGCAGUCUCCUUCUUCCUCCAAAUCUUGGAACCUGGAACUGCUUCAUGGAUUCCACUGAUCACCAAAGCCCAAUUCAUGAAAGUCGUCAACAGGGCCGACAACACCAAGUGUGCACCGAACAGCCUGACGACACAUCUUGCUCGAUGGCAGUGUGCGGUCUGAAGGAUGCAGUUACAAAACAUUGGAGAUUUCUGAUCCCGUCUUGCUUAGGGAGAUCGUCACCGGAAAGCCUGCCGAUAUCAUUGUCACCGAUCACCGUGUACCAAGUCUGGCCUGGGAAAAACGUGUUUUUCCUGGAUGGACGUGUGGUCUUUGGACCUGAUCCGCGAGGCCUCAUCUUGACGGUCAUAGCGGUUGUUCUUUCAGAGUGGAUCUUCUUGGCCGACGUGGUUGAUCCUUCGUCGAAGCAUCCAAUCCUGAUAGCUGCAUUCUCCAUGGCACUGGCAGCAGCCGUGAUUGCGACUCUGCUGCUGACCGCAACAAGAGACCCGGGGAUCAUACCAAGAAAGUGGCCUUUACCGUCGCAAGAAGCUGGCACGAGCACCGUCAGAAGAACUGGGAGCUGGCGCAUCGUCAUCGACGGCGUCUAGAGGAAGCAGAAGUACUGCCGAAUCUGCGACAUCUUCCGUGCUCCGAGGAGCUCCCACUGUGCCAUAUGUGACAACUGUGUGG
Messenger RNA from Lolium perenne, 732 nucleotides. The record is from RefSeq and is a predicted model, not a curated record. NCBI's taxonomy places the organism in Eukaryota, Viridiplantae, Streptophyta, Magnoliopsida, Poales, Poaceae.